Clunio marinus is the source of this 228-nucleotide messenger RNA. NCBI's taxonomy places the organism in Eukaryota, Metazoa, Arthropoda, Insecta, Diptera, Chironomidae. The record is from the annotation of a GenBank genome assembly.
AUGAAUAAAUCACAACGUGAAGAAGAAGUCAUAACUCCAUCUUCAAAUUUUCUACCGACAUCAAAACAAGAUGGUUUAGAGAUCAUCGAGCUCGUAUCGGAGGAGAAAAUUCUUUUUCAAUUUUCACCAAACGACCCACAAAAACCAGAUGCGCAAAUUUUUCCCUUGACUACAUUUUUCAUUUUCCUCCUUCAUUCAUUUUUAGUUUCUUCGAUUUCAAAACAAUGA